AUGAUUUAUGAUUGCCCUUCGAUUUUGAGACUUGCUUUGACAAAAUCCUCAAAAGGAAAAUGCAAACUUUCUUCUUUGUCCAUUAUCGAGGCCAGGAAGCUCAUAAGUGAAAAAAAAAUUGGGUCGACAAAGUUGAUUCGGGACUGUCUAUCUCGGAUAAAAAAAUACAACGAGCACGUGAAUGCUUUUAUUGAAGUGCAGAACGAAGAAGUGUUGCUGGAGAGGGCAAGAGAAGCGGAGGAUCGAUUCAACAGAGGAAUGGUUAAAGGGCCCCUGGAUGGGAUACCCGUAGCGUAUAAAGAUAAUUUCUGUACUAAAGAAUUAGCAACCACUUGUGGUUCAAACAUAUUGCGAGGUUUCACCUCCCCAUAUGAUGCUACUGUUGUAGAAUUGCUCCAAGAUGCCGGUGCCAUAAUGAUUGGGAAGACGAAUUUGGAUGAAUUUGGAAUGGGUUCGGCGAAUUUGUACAGUGCGUUUGGCCCCGUAUAUAAUCCUCACAAGAUUUUAUCAGCCAGCGGAGAUAUUUAUGGCACGGAGGAAAAACGUGUGGCCGGUGGAAGUUCCGGUGGAAGCGCUGCGGCAGUUGCAUCUGGGAAAUGCUUCGCCGCUCUUGGAUCUGACACUGGCGGGUCUGUUCGUCUCCCUGCUUCUUAUUGUGGCGUAGUAGGAUUUAAACCUUCAUAUGGUCUAUGCUCUCGGUGGGGUUUGAUUGCAUACGCCAAUUCACUGGACACUGUAGGAAUAAUAACGAAAACAGUUGAAGACUCACAUUUGAUAUUUGUAGAUAUAAUAUCAAAAUAUGAUGAAAGGGACUCAACCUCGCUACCAUCACAACUACGCACUUUCAAAUCAUCGACACCUUCGAAUUCCCGUUUUUCUCACGAUCUCAACGGAUUGCGCGUUGGAGUACCACAAGAAUAUUUUGUGUCAGAGCUUAGCGAGGAGAUCGUGAAAUUGUGGAGACAAGGAAUAUCAAAUCUUAGAUCGAAUGGGGCGAAAAUAAUUACAGUAUCAUGUCCAAACACGAAAUACGCUUUAUCGACAUAUUACAUUUUGGCUCCUGCCGAAGCUUCGUCUAAUUUGGCUCGUUAUGAUGGGAUUAGAUAUGGUCACAGAAGCGAAAAGGAUUCAUCUCAACCUAAUUCUCUUGAUGAAGACGGUGGAUUUCUUUAUGCAAAUACUCGCGAUGAAGGAUUCGGAGAAGAAGUCAAAAGAAGAAUCAUGUUAGGAACUUAUACACUGACUGCAGGGUCUUAUGAAGAUUAUUAUCUCCGGGCACAAAAAAUUCGUAGAUUGAUUCAAUCAGAUUUUGAUCAAGUAUUUUCCAAACCCAAUCCUCUUCAGCAUCAUAAUAAUCCUAACGCAGCUGACAAUAAUACGGGAAAGGAGGGUGUGGAUGUCUUAAUUACCCCGGUAGCGACUUCCAUUUCACCAAAAAUUUCUGAUUACGCUUUUUUACCCUCACGUAAUGAUUCCAAUCCGGAGCUGCCGAAUGCCCAUGAUCUUUUGAGUGGUGUUGGUUUUUUGAACGCUUACGUAAAUGACGUAUUCACGGUUCCAGCUAAUCUAUCAGGAAUACCUGCGAUAAGUGUACCAUUUGGAAUUUCACUGACUAAUGGUUAUCCGAUUGGAUUGCAGCUGAUGGCUCAAUAUGGAGACGAAACAACGUUGUUCAAAGUAGCAAAGAUACUAGAAAGUUCUAGGGAGGAAAGUUAG
Acaulospora morrowiae is the source of this 1716-nucleotide messenger RNA. Lineage: Eukaryota; Fungi; Glomeromycota; Glomeromycetes; Diversisporales; Acaulosporaceae. The record is from the annotation of a GenBank genome assembly.